UAUACAGGUCCAACUUCAUCCAGAACUUUACACACAGUCAAGGAAAUCUAUCCACCCUAGUGACGCCAUGCUACUUUAUCUAGUUUCCAACCCCAAAAUAAGUUAAUAAUUUUGUCUACUUUUUGGUAUUUGAAAAAAAAAAAUAAUGAAAUCCAUUUUUAAUCUUAACAGGAACUCCCAUGAAGAAUGUUGAGGGAAAUGGCGCAUUACCCCUAAAAUGUGAAGUAGAAGAUGAAGAUAUUUUGAUGCGCUCCUCUGAAGACAACUCCAUUAUCUUUAAUGUAAAUCCAGGACUUCACAAUACAGAUCGAUCAUAUAAUAAUUCCCCUAAUAAUGAAGAACCUUCCCCUGAACCAUCACAUAUUGUUAGAACAAGUACAUUUUCUUGCUCAGAAUGUGGCAAAAGUUUCUUGAAGAAAGCAGAUCUUGUUAAACAUAAAAUAUCUCACACAACAGAGAAGACAUAUUUGUGCUCAGAAUGUGGUAAAUGUUUUAAAAAUAAGUCAAGUAUUGUUUCACAUAGGAGAUGUCACACAGGAGAGAUAAUAACAUUUUCUUGUUCGGAAUGUGGGAAAUGUUUUCCAAGGAAAUCGCAUCUUGACAGACAUGAAAGAAGUCACACAGGAGAGAAGCCGUUUUCAUGUUCAGAAUGUGGUAAAUGGUUUACAGAUAAAUCAAAUCUUCUUAGACACGAAAGAAUUCACACUGGGGAAAAUUUGUUUUCAUGUUCAGAAUGUGGAAAAUGUUUUACAGAUAAAUCAAAUCUUAUUAUACAUGAAAGAAUUCACACAGGAGAAAAGCCAUUUGCAUGUUCUGAAUGUGGGAAAAGUUUUAAAGCUAAUUCACAUCUACUUACACACAUGAGAAUGCACGCUGGAGAUAAGGCAUUUUCAUGUUCAGAAUGUGGAAAAUAUUUUCCAACUAAAUCUCAUCUUGUCAUACAUGAGAGAAGUCACACAGGAGAGAAGCCAUUUUCAUGUUCAGAAUGUGGGAAAUGUUUUGUAAAGAAAUCAUAUCUUGUUAUACAUCAGAGAAUUCAUACAGGAGAGAAGCCGUAUUCAUGUUCUCUAUGUGGCAAAUGUUUUAAAGAUAAAUCACAGCUUGUUAGACAUGGGAUUUUUCACACAGGUGCGAAGCCGUAUACAUGUUCAGAAUGUGGAAAAUGUUUUAUGAAGAAAUCAUAUCUUGUAAUACAUCAGCGAUUUCACACAGGAGAGAAACUAUUUUCAUGUUUAGAAUGUGGAAAAUGUUUUACAGAUAAAUCAAAUCUUGUUAUACACGAAAGAAUUCACACAGGAGAGAAGCCAUUUUCAUGUUCACUAUGUGGGAAAAAAUUUACAACUCAGUCACAUUGUGUUGCACAUGAGAGAAGUCACACAGGAGAGAAGCCAUUUCCAUGUUCAGAAUGUGGGAAAUGUUUUACAGAAAAAUCAAGUCUUAAUAAACAUCAGAGACGUCACACAGGGGAGAAGCCAUAUUCAUGUUUGGAAUGUGGAAAAUGUUUUAUGAAUAAAUCUAAUCUUAUAACACAUCAGAGAAUUCACACAGAAGAGAAGCCAUAUUCAUGUCCACUAUGUGACAAAUGCUUUAAAGAUAAAUCACAUCUUGCUAUGCAUGAGAGAAUUCACACAGGAGAGAAUCUAUUUUCAUGUUCAGUAUGUGGGAGAUGUUUUACAGUUAAAGCAAAUCUUGUUAGACAUGAGAGAAUUCACACAGGAGAGAAGCCAUAUUCAUGCUCAUUUUGUAGGAAAUGCUUUACAGAUAAAUCACAGCUUGUUAGACAUGAGAGAUGUCACACAGGGGAAAGGCCGUAUUUAUGUUCAGAAUGUGGGAAAUGUUUUACAGCUAAAUCACAUCUUGUUACACAUAUGAGAAUUCACACAGGAAUUAAGCCAUAUUCAUGUUCAGAAUGUGGGAAAUGUUUUACAGAAAAAUCACAUCUUGUUAGACAUGAGAAAAGUCACACAGGAGAGAAGCCAUAUUCGUGUUCAGAAUGUGGGAAAUGUUUUACAGCUAAAUCACAUCUUGUUACACAUAUGAGAAUUCAUACAGGAGAGAAGCCGUAUUCAUGUUCAGAAUGUGGAAAAUGUUUUACAGCUAAAUCACAUCUUGUAAAUCAUGUGAGAAUUCAUACAGGAGAGAAGCCAUAGAAAGAGAGUAUAGAAAGUGUUUUCUUUAUCAAAUCUGGUAAUUUACCGGCAUUAAACAGUUAGAAAAAUGGUUUCUGAAUUAACAGAAUGUUAAACAGAUUUGUAAAUGACUUAUAUAUCAAAAUCUUAACCCUUCCAGCACUUAUCAGCUGCUGUAUGCUCCACAGGAAGUUGUCUAGUUCUUUCUCUCUGUUGCCAUCUCUGUUCGUGUCAGGAACUAUCCAGAGCUGGAUGGGUUUGCAAUGGGGAUUUGCUCUGGACAAUUCCUGACACGGACAGAGGUGGCAGCAGAGAGCACUGUGAUCAGAAAGGCUAAUUCCUCUGAGGUGAGCAGCAGCUGAUCAGUAUGGAAAGACUGGACAUCUUUAAAUAGUAGAAUAGAAUUUAGACAUUUGUAUAACUUUCUCUUACCAGUUGAUUUUAAACCCUUUUUAUCUGAAGUUCCCCUUUAAUGAGCUUUCAUUUUGGGUGGAUUUAGCCUGGAUCCGCAAACACUAAUACAUAAGGAAGAUAAGUGGCGCCUGGUUUACUGUCACAGCAGGGAAGCGGAUUUGGCUCCUUGCUUCUUAUUACAGUGUUCACCCAGUCAUGAGAAAACAGAAUACAACUUUUUAAAUCAACAUUUUCUGUGGCCACAUUUAUUGUUGAUCCUCAUUCAUACUGCAGCAAAUGUGAUGGAACUGAAGGGAAAAAAUGGAUUCAUUUUCUUAUAAUUUGUUAAAGGAUUUAAAAAAAAUGGUAAAUAAAAUUGUCAG
Molecule: messenger RNA, 2905 nt
Organism: Hyla sarda
Lineage: Eukaryota; Metazoa; Chordata; Amphibia; Anura; Hylidae
Product: gastrula zinc finger protein XlCGF26.1-like
Exons: 1
Coding region: 180-2150 (656 amino acids)
Biological process (GO): negative regulation of transcription by RNA polymerase II
Molecular function (GO): DNA-binding transcription repressor activity, RNA polymerase II-specific
Source: RefSeq, a predicted model, not a curated record